UCAGUUGGGAGGGCCCCAUGCUACUGAGCGGAGCUCCUCCUACGGGCUCCGGCCCCGGGCCGAGGGCGCAGGGCAGCGCGGGGGGCGGCCCCGGAGGAUCCCGCCGCGGGGCUGGGGGUGCGGGGACAGGCCCGGGAGGGGGCAGCAGCGGCGGAGUCGCAAAGUGGCUGCGGGAGCACCUGGGCUUUCGCGGGGGCGGCGGCGGAGGGGGCGCCAAACCCGCCCCCCCAGAGCCCGACUACCGCCCCCCAGCGCCCGGCCCGGCCGCGCCCCCUGCGCCGCCCCCGGACAUCCUGGCCGCCUACCGGCUGCAGCGAGACCGCGACUUCGAGGACCCCUACUCCGGGGGCUCGUCCGCGUCCGCCGCCCUUUCCACCCCUGCGGUCCCUGGCCCCACUCCACCCCCGCGCCACGGCUCACCCCCGCACCGCCUCAUUCGGGUCGAGACCCCCGGACCCCCAGCGCCCCCUCCGGACUCCGGACCCCCUGCCAGCAGCGACAGGUUGGCGAUCCUAGAGGACUAUGCAGACCCAUUUGAUGUUCAGGAGACUGCUGAAGGCUCAGCAGGAACUUCAGGAGCUCCAGAGAAGGCCCCUGAGAAUGAUGGCUACAUGGAGCCCUAUGAGGCCCAAAAGAUGAUGGCUGAGAUCCGGGGUUCUAAGGAGACGGCAGCUCAGCCCCUACCUCUCUAUGACACACCUUAUGAGCCAGAAGAUGAAGCCAGCCCAGAAGGUGAGGGGACUCCCUGGCCCAGGGAGUCCCGCCUGCCAGAGGAUGAUGAGAGGCCUCCGGAAGAGUAUGACCAGCCGUGGGAAUGGAAGAAGGAACGGAUUUCCAAGGCCUUCGCUGUUGACAUAAAGGUCAUCAAAGACCUACCUUGGCCUCCGCCUGUGGGACAGCUGGACAGCAGCCCCUCCCUGCCUGACGGGGACAGGGACAUCUCCGGUCCAGCUUCACCCCUCCCUGAGCCCAGCCUGGAGGACAGCAGCGCCCAGUUUGAAGGAUCGGAGAAGAACUGCCUGUCACCUGGCCGGGAGGAGAAGGGGCGGCUACCUCUCAGGCUAUCUGCUGGGAACCCCAAGUCAGCCAAAUCCCUAGGCAUGGAACCCAGCAGCCCCCUGGGGGAGUGGACAGACCCAGCACUGCCUCUGGAAAACCAGGUCUGGUACCACGGGGCCAUCAGCCGAACAGAUGCCGAGAACCUGCUCAGGCUGUGCAAAGAGGCCAGCUACCUGGUGCGAAACAGUGAGACCAGCAAGAACGACUUCUCUCUCUCCCUCAAGAGCAGUCAAGGCUUCAUGCACAUGAAGCUGUCCCGGACCAAGGAACACAAGUAUGUGUUGGGCCAGAACAGCCCACCCUUCAGCAGCGUCCCUGAAAUCGUGCACCACUAUGCCAGCCGCAAGCUGCCCAUUAAGGGAGCAGAACACAUGUCCCUGCUCUACCCUGUGGCCAUCCGGACUCUGUAGAUGUGAGAUCAGGGCACUUUGAUAGACCUGGACCCAGCCCUUGUCACCUGCUCGGUUCUUUCCAAGGACAUGAUGUCAGAAACCUGGCUUCCCCCUGUCCUAGGAUCUAGUAGGCGCUGAAGAUUCCUUAAUUUAUUAUAAAGGGGAGGGAAUCCUGGGCCUUGGAAUAAAGGGACUGUGUGGAGCUGGGCAGAGGAAAGUCUGAGGAGGAAGGGGUCUCCCCAUCCGAUCAGAUCCUAGGGAGGAAGUGGCCACCUCCCGCACCACCCACCCUCCGCCCUCCCCUCGGCCUGUCCCCCAGCCCCAGGCCCCAGAGGGCCCGCUCGGGCUCCUGGCCAGAGGCUCGCCAGGCAGAACCGAGUCCCCCAGGGCCGCCCAGGGGCCAGGGAGGGGGCGGGGAGCGGGAGAGUGAGCCAGACUAUAAAUCGACGCUGGAGCCGACGCCAGCCGGCCGCCAGCAAAAAGCA
This is a messenger RNA of Apodemus sylvaticus (European woodmouse), 1936 nucleotides long. It is a transcript of the gene Shf, whose product is annotated as Src homology 2 domain containing F. The coding region runs from base 18 to 1469 and encodes 483 amino acids. The transcript is spliced from 7 exons. NCBI's taxonomy places the organism in Eukaryota, Metazoa, Chordata, Mammalia, Rodentia, Muridae. Gene Ontology annotation, molecular function: phosphotyrosine residue binding. The record is from RefSeq and is a predicted model, not a curated record.